Cervus elaphus (red deer) is the source of this 1168-nucleotide messenger RNA. RefSeq names its product cancer/testis antigen 47A-like. The coding region runs from base 249 to 1028 and encodes 259 amino acids. NCBI's taxonomy places the organism in Eukaryota, Metazoa, Chordata, Mammalia, Artiodactyla, Cervidae. The record is from RefSeq and is a predicted model, not a curated record. The transcript has 3 exons.
ACUGUCUACUCUUCUGGCGCCGCCCCUCGACUGUGGCCUGGCUCCACUGCCUGAGGCCCGGCUUCCAGGGGUCGCUUCCGCUGUUGGCCGCCUACCUUCCCGGUCGUGGGGCCUCCUCUGUGGUCCCUUCAGUGACUGCCUCGUUCCUUCUCACUGCCCUCAGCCUCCGCUCAGGGCAGCCAUUUUGGGUGCCAGCACCUGCGCCACUGCUGUCGUCGCCAGCCCAGCUGAGGUAACUGCCCGCUGCCAUGUCCACCACGGGGGAUGGAGAUCCGGCCCCUGGCAGGCAGGAAGGCACAGCAGGUGCGGCGGGGGCACAGGCCGGAGCCCGCGAAGGUGUGGACCGCAACUCUGUGCCUCGCAGGGGUGACGCCAUGCCUGAGGCCGAGGCGGGUGGAGUCGCGGGGCCCUCAGGAGGCCUGAGGGAGGCGGCCAUGGAGGGCUGGAGUGCUGAGGAGGACUCAGACAUCGGGCCGGCAGAGGAGGAGGAGGAGGAAGAGGAGGAGGAGGGUGGCGUGGGCCGCAUGGUGGACGCGCGCCACUUCCCCAUGUCCGGCUUCCGCUUAACGUUCGUGGAUCUGGUGCACUCAGUGCUCAACCGUUUCUACUACAACAACCACGUCCUCGUCCGGCCCCCUGACGGCCAAGUGCCGGUCCGGCGCCGGACCCGGCCGCGCUUGUCUCAUCACAGCUCGGCCGCCAUGGCCGGGUUCCCCGAGGUCCAGGUGCCGUCGGUUGGACCGGGGGCGGGGCCGGCGGAGGAAGCCCAGGAGGCCGAGGAAGCCGAGGAGGCCUCUUUAUGGGAGACGGCCGCCGAGGAGUCUGAGGAAUCCAGCUUGUGGGAAAUGGCGCAGGAGCCAGCCGCGCCUGCGGAAACAACUGAAUGCCAGGAUGAGAACUCCAAAGCAGCAGCUCAGGGCACCAAAAGUGAGGGGAAAGAAAAGGAGUAUAACAAAAAACAAGAAGAACCAGAAAAGGAUCUGGACCCAGCAAAGGACAGGCCCAGAAAGUCCAGUUUGGAAGACUAGAAAGAAGACAGAGAAAGAAGAAAGGAUCCAUUUUUCACUAUUUUUAGAUUUUUCAGAAGCCCAUGGGAAUGUUAUUAAUGUUGAUUUCAUUCCAAAAUUCAUCACCCAAAAAGCAACUAAUGAUAAUAUCUAAUAAAAAA